Molecule: messenger RNA, 4476 nt
Organism: Spodoptera litura
Lineage: Eukaryota; Metazoa; Arthropoda; Insecta; Lepidoptera; Noctuidae
Gene: gem
Product: transcription factor CP2 like gemini
Biological process (GO): regulation of transcription by RNA polymerase II
Cellular component (GO): nucleus
Molecular function (GO): DNA-binding transcription activator activity, RNA polymerase II-specific; RNA polymerase II cis-regulatory region sequence-specific DNA binding
Source: RefSeq, a predicted model, not a curated record
GUAAUAAAAUGUAACCAACAUGUCAAAAGUCUCGUGUGCAGCCUACAUUAUCUACUAAUGAAUUUUUAUCUAGAUAUAUGCCUAUCUCUACGAUACCUCGUCAGGUAGUUAUUUUAUUUUAUGGCCCUUGUUUUUAAUUUUGGCGUAUCCUCUUUUAUUAGUGUAAACAAACUCAGAACCGUAUCAUAGUCUACACGAGCAGUUACAGUUGAUAACCUCACAGAGGCAAACACAAUUUAGGCAGAAUACAUUAGUAAUAUAUUAGUCUUAAUCUUUGCCACAACUGAUAAUGUAAUAAUGAAUUAUAAAAUAUGACACAGAAAACAGUUCUAUAAGACGCGUCGCGAUCGACAAACGUGCUUGCGAUUAUUUUGUCGCACGAUUAAAAAGUGCUGUGCCUUCAAAACCGUAUCAGUGCGAUUUUUCGAUUGUAUCGUGAUUUUUUGGACUUUAUUUUUUAUAUUCGAAUGAUAAGCAACUUGAACUAAAUAUCUUUGAUAAACUUAAAUAUCUUGUUACCGAUUGCAAAAUCGGAUUACGUAGUGUGUAUACCAGUGCGGUGUGAUGUUUCCCUGUGGACGUUGAACGGUUAAUUUAUAGAAAAGUGAAGUGCAAAUAAAUACUUUUGUUCAGUAAAAUGACACUAGAACACUUCAGGAGUGCGACGAAGUACCACAGAAAUAUUAUCGUCAGCCAAUCAAGUACAUGGACGUUUAAAUGUUCGUUUUGUAACUGGUACUUCUGACAGUGGCUUUAAACUAAAAAAUACGGCUGUGAUAUCAUAUUAAUAUAAAAGAAAUUCAUUUACAACGCCCUCUAUUAUCCGGAAACAAAAGAACAACGCCAUCUGUCAGUGUGGUUGUUAAAACUUUGAAAGUGCAACGGAUAUUUCGGUCGCCAUCUAGCGGUUUGCUCGUGUAACGUUAGCAAACUAGUAGCGCCAUCUCUUGGUGGGCACCGUCAAACUGUCGAACAUGGUUGAGGACACGACGCCGCAGCAGGAGCGGGUUUCCGCGGCUGCGGUGCUGCAGUUCGCUGCAAGAGAAGCGAGAGAGGGAAGGAGAUUCACCGAGUUUGGAGCUCAUGCUUUCGCCAGCAUCACUUACAAUGCUUACGCGUCAGCCUUGAGCGACAUGGGUGGCAGCGGCACCAGCUCCUCGUCAUCACACAUGUCACCCGGCUGGCAGGUCAACGACCUCGAUCUUGAUUUGCCUGGUGAACUGUCUAUGAAUAAUUUUCCUCACCGCAGCGAGGCGCUGCUGUCGCUGCCAUCGUUGGCCGUUUUCAAACAAGAGGCGCCGUCUCCGACUGGCAACGUGCUAUCUCCGCCACGUCGUGGCUGGCCGCCUCGAAGACCUGAUGAGAGACAGAUCAAUGCGGAAUAUACAGACUUACAACAGGGACGAGGGACUGACAGGGAAAUGAAGAAUAUGUGGGAGAUCACAAGUAUGGUCGUGGACAACAACCGCGACGCCAUGGAGGAGGGCAGCUGUCAGCAGUCCCCCACUCACAACGGGAACAUGAUGGUGCAGCACGGCAGUCCAGAAAGCAUGCAAUGCCAGCCAACGAUAGCAGCCGGCACUCUGAUGCCUAUGAACGGAUACCAUUCACCAAACGCACAGGAAAAUAAGAAUGCAGGUCUAUUAAUGUGCUCGCCCGUGGGGUCCCUGGACGGGUUCCUGCACUCCCCCAUACAGACGCGCUCCGAGCCCAGCUUCAAAGAUGACACCAGAUUCCAGUACGUGUUGGCGGCAGCGACAUCUAUCGCCACGAAACAGAACGAGGAGACACUCACCUACCUCAACCAGGGACAGCCAUACGAGAUCAAGCUGAAGAAACUCGGAGAUCUCUCGCAUUAUAAGGGGAAGAUACUCAAGAGUGUGAUCAAGAUCUGCUUCCACGAACGUCGUCUGCAGUACAUGGAGAGGGAGCAGAUAGCGCAGUGGCACAACGAGAGACCCGGGGAGAGGAUCGUUGAGGUGGACGUCCCCCUGUCAUACGGCGUCAUCCGCGUGGAGCAGCCGGCCUGUCUCAACGCGUUACAUGUCUACUGGGACCCCACCAAAGAUGUCGGUGUUUAUAUCAAGGUGAACUGCAUAUCAACAGAGUUUACAGCGAAGAAGCACGGCGGAGAGAAGGGCGUGCCCUUCCGUAUCCAAGUGGAGACAUAUCUUGCUACUGACGAACAUACUCGACUGCAUGCUGCGGCCUGUCAGAUCAAGGUGUUCAAACUAAAAGGUGCGGACAGGAAACACAAACAGGAUCGUGAAAAAGUGAUGCGCAGACCGCGCACUGACUUGGAGAAGUACCAGCCCGGGUGUGAAGCUACUGUUCUUACUACGCUGUCAAACGAUGCAUUAAUGCCGCCGCCAUCAUUGGUCACAACAUCGCCGCCAUAUUCCCCCGAGCUGUGUGUGGCUCCAAAGACGGUCGCUAGCCCAAUAAUGGUCAACAAGCCAGUAUUAGCACAUAAUGCAAUACUCGCAUCUAACAAUCAAAUGAAGACCUCGUAUGGCCAAGAGACGAACGAUGUGAAAGUGAACUCGCCGCCGUGCCACUCGCCCGGCGCCAUACUGCCCGACCUGCCGCAACCCGCUGAAGAUCCUGAAAAGGUACAGAACUCUGGUCUGUCCAAAGAAGCGAGCUCCUCGGAGACACAGGCGUGGUUGGCGAGACACCGCUUCUCCCACCACGCUGCCACAUUCACCAACUUCUCGGGAGCUGAUCUGCUCAGGCUGACCCGUGACGAUAUAAUCCAGAUUUGCGGACUCCCUGACGGUAUCCGUCUGUUCAACGCGCUGCAUGCCAAACGCAUCUUGCCCCGCCUGACGGUGUACGUAUGCCCGGCCGGCAGUAACAUAUACAGCGCCCUCUACCUGCACGCCUGCAGAGCGCACGAGCUCUUGCAGAAGUUGAACUCGCUCGUGCAUGCUUCUAAGGAGUGUGAAACCGUACUAGUUUCGGGACCGAACGGGGCCCGUGUCCGUCUCACAGACGACCUCGUUCGUCACAUGCCGGACAAUUCGUUCUACCGUCUUGAAAGAGUUGACGACUGCAGCGCUCUACUCCUCUGCGCUACUAACAACAACUAACUAUCGUGAAGAUAUAAGAUAAGGUAUAAUUAUGAAAUGACAACUUGUGUAUAAUUAAAUUGUAUUUUGUUUAAAUACUCAAGCGUUACUCAAUAAGACGAUUCCAGGAAUAGUUGUUUCACUGAAAUGAAAUGCAAUGAUAUUUAUAUCUGAGAAUGGUUUACAAAGUAACACUUUAACACGUUAAUCUUUAAAUUCCUAGAUAAGUGCCAGCAGGCUAUACAAACUCUUUGUAAAACGACAGACAUGUUGAUUUGUAAACAAAUUGAACUUUAAAAGAAUGUACUAAAGUUGUUAUUUCAUGUUGUUAUCUUACUACAAAGUGUAUAUAGGAUCAAAAUCACAAAUUCUAUAUAAUAAAAUCAUGCUUUUUGUCCACAAUAAGCUUUAUAAGGUCAACAAUGUAAUAAAUAAAGAUAAGGGAGUUUAAAUUAAAUAAAUAUGUCAAUCCUAAGUAAUAAAGAAAGGCAUACAAAGAAAAUUUCAAUGAAAUUAUCAUAUUCAUAAAUAUGAAUGAAUUAAAUACGUCGAACUCUGCCUACGCCUUAGGAAUUAGAAGGCGUAACGUUAUAUUUUAUAGGCGUACACACGGAUGAUCACCAAACUGAUGAUACAAAAUCAUAUCAUGGUCUGGCUUUGUAUGGUCUUUCCUUGCCUUCGACGGCCAUUUUAUACUGGUUUUUCAUAGCUUGGUGUAUAACCAGUACAUAGGCUACAGUAACUGCUUUACAUCACGACAAUUAUAAGCUUGUUACCUCGAUAUAAAAACAAAUUAUAUAAGUAUUAUAAAUAUACUGAAAAAGUUAAUAAAAUGAUUUCUCCAUCUUUAAAUUGCAUUUUUGCGCAUGUAUGCGCAACUUUUGACGUUUAUUUGCGCUUUUUAGCGCAAGUUUGGUGUAAAAGAAAUUUGAUGUUUCUAAACAAAAUGAAUUUGAUAUUCUUGUUAAGCAAUUAGAUUGUCUAGUUGUUAUAUUGUUUGUGGUUCUUGGCAUAGUCAAAAAUAUCGUCUAUAUAGAUGUAGACGUAAAAUGAAACACGGAUUUGUCUUAUUCAUAUUAUUUUUAGUCUAUAUAUGACUAUAAAAACCUGACUAUGUUAAUUAUUGUAUAUUAACUUACUUUAAGUCCAGUCCAACUGUUAGGUAUUUAUCUAUCAGAUAACUUAAGAACAGGAAUUGAAUUUGUAUGAAUUAUCUAGUAGAUUAAACCUAUCAGAGAUUUGUAAAAUAAAUGUUUCCUUUCGGGGCGUGGUUGCUUCGGGAUGGCAAGAAGUCAGACGCUCGAAGUUAUCAUUGUAUCCAUUGCAAGGAUAAAAAAUAACAUAUAUUGGGCUAUUUUUAUAUUUAAAGCUGGUCUUUUAAUGUAAAAGUAGGUACAUUUAUUCA